This is a messenger RNA of Acytostelium subglobosum LB1, 999 nucleotides long. RefSeq lists its product as hypothetical. Gene Ontology annotation, cellular component: endoplasmic reticulum membrane. The transcript is spliced from 4 exons. The record is from RefSeq and is a predicted model, not a curated record. Bases 1 to 999 code for a protein of 332 amino acids. NCBI's taxonomy places the organism in Eukaryota, Evosea, Eumycetozoa, Acytosteliales, Acytosteliaceae.
AUGUUGACAACACUUAUCGAUGGACUGUUAAGUAUACAGAUAUUAUAUGUACCAUUGCUCUAUUACAUUGUUAUUGCCCUGUUGAUACUAGCAGCAUGGGCAGUAUAUUUGUUGUUUAUAGAAGAGGAGGGUCCACUCUGGCUACCUGGAGAGUGUGUAUAUGUGAACCCAGUCGACUCCACCGAGCACUCAUUCCCAUCGAUCACUGAUUCCAAAGCUUCACUAUAUCUAUCACUCAUCGUGCCAGCCUACAAUGAACAGGAUAGGUUGCCAAAGAUGUUGGAUGAGACAUUGACAUACUUGCGUAACAAGUCCAGGAAGGACUUGAAGUUCUCAUAUGAGAUCAUCAUUGUGGACGAUGGUAGCAAGGACAAGACUGCACAGAUUGUUCAGACCUAUGUCCAGAAGGAGUCAGUCGACAAGAUCAGAUUGCUCAAGCUCAAGAAGAACAGAGGCAAGGGUGGUGCAAUCAAGAGAGGUAUACUAUGCGCAAGAGGAAAGUACUGCCUGAUGGUGGACGCGGAUGGAGCAACAGACAUUGCAGACUUUGAUAGGAUUGAGGAUAUGAUGCUGAUGGUCGAGGAUAAGGGACAGGGAAUCGUUUGUGGUUCACGAUCACAUUUGGUCGAGAGCGAAGUCGUGGCCAAGCGAUCGGCCCUCAGGAACUUCUUGAUGUACGGCUUCCACCUGUUUGUCCAGACACUCUGCGUCAAGGGCAUCAAGGACACGCAGUGCGGAUUCAAGUUGUUCUCGCGAGCCACUGUCCGCGACGUGUUUAUCAACCUGCACAUUGAGCGCUGGGCCUUUGACGUGGAGCUGCUAUUCAUUGCUCAGCAGCUCAACAUCCCCAUCGCCGAGGUGGCUGUCAACUGGACCGAGAUCGAUGGUUCCAAGCUGGAUCCAUUCUCCAGCUCCAUCCAAAUGGCCAAGGACAUCCUUCGCAUUAGACUGAGAUACCUAUUCAGGAUAUGGUCAUUGAAGAAGGUCAAGACAACUUAA